This is a messenger RNA of Hemicordylus capensis (graceful crag lizard), 2823 nucleotides long. It is a transcript of the gene SPATA2, whose product is annotated as spermatogenesis associated 2. Lineage: Eukaryota; Metazoa; Chordata; Lepidosauria; Squamata; Cordylidae. The transcript has 4 exons. The record is from RefSeq and is a predicted model, not a curated record. Gene Ontology annotation, cellular component: cytoplasm. Bases 286 to 1956 code for a protein of 556 amino acids. Gene Ontology annotation, biological process: regulation of necroptotic process; protein K63-linked deubiquitination; regulation of tumor necrosis factor-mediated signaling pathway.
AGCUGAGAUUGGCGAAAGAGCCUGGCUUGCUUCCGGUUUCCUGUCCAUGGGACGUUGGAGGGGGAUGUCCAUCCGGGUCGUCGAGCAACUUCCUGGCUGGCUGGUUGCGAAGGCGGCGGUUGCUGGUCGGUGGUCCCUCUGGGGUGGGGGAGGUGAUCCUCUCACCUGAUUCCCGUGCUUCGAGCGAAGACUCUCCGUUGCCAUCUUGUCUAAUAUCUACUGCCUCAGAGAAGCCAUGGAAGAUAUGAGGUAGCCGCCCACGAGCGUGCUAAAAUUCCAUUUCAGAUGGAUGCAAAAUAUAAAGAUGAUGUGUUUAGGAAGUAUGUACAGUUUCAUGAAUCCAAACUGGAUACCUCUGAUAAGAAGCAGCGCCCAGUUAGUGACGAGUAUCUACAAGUGGCAGCUUCAGCCUUACUCUGCUUUCCCAAGAUUGAUCCCUUUUAUAGAUUUCGUUUGAUUAAAUUUUAUGAAAUAGCUGAACAUUCACUUAGGUCUUUGAAAUCUUCAAGUUUGCGCUCUCUCCAGAAUGCUUUUGGCGUGCUGGAGUCUGUUGGCGUUAAUCUUUUUCUUUACCCUUGGAAGAAAGAAUUCAAAAAUAUAAAGGUAUCAGCUAUUAUUUCCCCAGCACUUUCCUUAUCCUUCCAAAUGAAGAACAUCCAUGCUUUUCUUCAACUGUCUUUUCCCAUCCACUUCCACAGUGCUAUCCAUACCAUGACUUACACAGGACCUUUUGUUUAUUAUGUGAAGUCUACGUUACCUGAUGAGGAUAUAAGACAGAUAUUGAAUUCGAUGGGCUAUGUCCAAGAACUUGGAACUAUGUACAAGCUCAAGGACCUAGUUGAUACCCUCCAAGUGCAGAUGGUGUCAUUUGAACUUUACUUGGCCAAGAUAGAAUGUGAACAACUGAUUGAAAUUCAUUUGCAAGUGAAGGAUAAAGGUUAUUCGCAACUUGAUGUUGUAAAUGAGAGAAAAAAUAGCAGUGAUGAUGUCAGAGGCUGCUCAGAUGCCUUGAAACGUCGUGCAGAAUGCAAAGACAAUCUAAGCACCUCCAUGUCGCGAAUGGUACUUCAGAAAUCUGCAAGUGAAAGAGGUUCUAAAGAUUACUUCAAACCCAAAGUUAGCAAACCUUCUAAAUCAGUGGAUGCAUAUGAUAGUUACUUGGAAAAUAAGAAGCCACCUUUAAUGACUUCAUUGAGUCUCAGAAAAGAACCCAUUUUGGUUGAUACUGAAGAUGACAUUAAAGAUGAAAUAAUUCGUCCAUCCCCAUCUCUCCUUGCCAUGUCAAGUUCUCCACAUGGAUGUUCUGACGAAUAUCUGCCAUCUCAUACCAAUGGCAUAUUAAGAACGAGUAUUCCAUACAGUACCUACUAUUCCCCUCAAGAUGAUUUAGAUCUCUAUACUGACCCUGAUUCUAGAAGUAUGUUAAACUUUAAAAGGCAAGAAUCUACUAAACACGAUGUAUGGCUGCUAAAAAAUGAUGCCAACCCAACUUACCAUAAACGUAUGCAUCUAGCCAAAGAGACCAGUUCCCUCAAGUGCCAAAACUGUGGAUUAUCUUGCGGCACCUCCAUUUGCCAAAAGUGUGACAACUUGCUCAUCUGCAGGCAGGAAUAUCCAACAAUGAAGCAGAGUAGCUAUUCACUCAAAACUCUCUCCAGUGAAGGCAUCCCUUCUGGAUCUUCUGUAAGGGACAAGUCUCAAUACAUGUUACAGACUCAAGAGCGAGCAUCUCAGUUCAGUUCAAAAUCCAAGGCUUCAGCCUCAUCCCGCUGUGGCUUUUGCAACCGGCCAGGAGCUGCAAACACAUGCACUUUUUGUUCAAAAGUGUCCUGUGAUACUUGCCUCAAUGCUUAUUAUCGUGAUCCCUGCUGUCGAAAGAGUGAGCUUCACAGGUUCUUGCCAAACAAUCAGUUAAACUAUAAAUCAAACCAGCUGUCACACCUGGUUUAUAGAUAAUUUUGGGUUUUUAAAAAUCUUAUAUUUUGGGAUACAAGGGCUAAAAACACAAACAUGCUGAUGUUGCUGGUAAGUAUCAUCCUACUGACCUCUUGUUAGGAGAAAAAAAAGUAGACACGCCCUAGUACUAGACAAAUAUAUCUUAACAUAGGUGCCAGUUCUUGACAGUGUGGCUUCACAAAAUGUCUAUACAAUAGCCGCUGCUACUAUUUUAGGUGACUCUUAACUGAUUACUGUUUUUCCAUUUAGAUCAGGGAGAGGAGCACUUUUUCCUUUUUAGAAGCAGACAGGCAUUGCACUUCUUUUUCUUUUUCUAGAAAGAUGACAGACAUCUGUGUUUUGUUUGCUGUCACUGCCUCAUCUGCAUGACACAGCAUCAAAGAUGACCAAGAACCGAAGAACAGCAUUUUCAGUGGGUUGUAAAAUUGUGUAUUUUGGUAGCUUGCACCAAAGCUAUUUAAUGAACGUUUUUGCCAAAAGAGUGAUUUUUUUUUAAAGAUUAAUUUGCUGAGCUCCAAUAAUCGGACUGCCAUGACAUCUCAUCUUCAUAUCUCCUCUUCCCACUUCACCAUUUUCUUGUAUUCUCUCAAGUAUAUAAAAUCAAAACCUAAACUGAGUAUUUGCUCUUUUCUUCCCCAAGUGUUGCCAAUACACCCUACUUCUUUGGUUUGGUGUUGUUGUUUUUUUUAAACUGUUGUAGUAAUUUUUUAACGAGUGAAUCUGUACGUUAUCUCAUGCCUGGAGUGUUGUCUUUCCCAAUGAGUAAUGUUUGGAUUUGCCUUCUGUUGCACGUGUAUUAAAUCCUGUUCUUUCUACUGUAAAUAGGUGAUUUGGAAACAGUUUAUUUUUUAAUAAAUAUAUUCAGUA